Messenger RNA from Acaromyces ingoldii, 882 nucleotides. RefSeq lists its product as hypothetical. Bases 50 to 817 code for a protein of 255 amino acids. Gene Ontology annotation, biological process: autophagy of mitochondrion. Gene Ontology annotation, cellular component: mitochondrial outer membrane. The transcript has a single exon. Lineage: Eukaryota; Fungi; Basidiomycota; Exobasidiomycetes; Exobasidiales; Cryptobasidiaceae. The record is from RefSeq and is a predicted model, not a curated record.
CCGCCUGCGAACACAAGUAAAGAGAAGCAUGGCUCUGUACUCGGGAAACAUGGCUCUAAGAGGGACGCUGCGCUGCUCGGUGGGCCGCUCAGGGCUUGGACUGGAGCUGGCUCGGGUGCUACGGGCGACUCGAGCUCCCUUCUCGGCCCAUUCUUCGUCUCCUCCUCGUCCCACAUCCGCCUGGCCCCGACUGAGCAGCACAUUCCGGAGCAGUAGUGAGCAAGGCCAGGCACGCGGUGGCAGCACAAGCAGCGUCGGCAUCUUCUCCACGUCGCUCGGCCUCUCGCUCGGCAUCUUUGGCUUCUUCCAGUCUCAGAAGUCGCUCAGCCUGGAGUCGAGCACCGCUGCUCCCGCGCCCACACCGCAGUCACCACCACCACCAUCAUCAACGACGCCUCCCGCGCCCAAGGAUCUGCCCCAGUCACAAGUCAACCCUUACAAUCUCGGCUUUGGCACCGUGUGUGGCAUCUGCGCAGGCGUCUUUAUCAAAAAGGGCGCAAAGUUCAUCGCCUUUCUCCUCGGCGGCGCAUUCGUGCUUCUCCAAUACCUCAACUCCCAGGGCCUCGUCCGAGUCAACUGGUCGGCGCUCUCGAAGCGCUACGAAUCUUCUCUGGACAGUGCAGCGUCCACCAACCCGCGCGCAGUGGCCGCCGACAAUGCGUCGAGCGGCAUGACCGAGUCGGUCACGUCGCAGCGCGGCUGGAAGGACUCGCGCGCGGCCCGGCUCUGGAACCGCUUUGUCCACUUUCUCACCGCCGACUUUCCCACGCGCGGCACCUUCCUGGCCGGCCUCGCUCUGGGUCUCCGGCUGGGCUGAUUUUGCCUCUCUCUGUACAAUAAGCUCCUCCCGUUGUCAUCACUCCUCCUCCUGCUGUUGUGCAC